AUCGAUCUUCCAAAUUUUAGGAGUGUCAUAAAUGGCCAUGGUUCGCCCCUGCCGGUGGUAGUGGAAGUUCCUCUAGCUGCUACACCAUCCAAGUUUGGGGAGUAGGACUUCUCAAUUAUAAGUUCUCUGCGUGUCAAGUAGGGGUGUCAAUCGGUUGGUUUCGGUUUAACGGUUUCGGUUUAACGGAAAACUGAUUUUCUGGUUAUCAGUUAAAUCGAGUCGUCCCCUAUGCCUGUCGAGCACCGACCGUGAGGGAAGCCACUUUUAGCCGAGCACCGACCAACCGGUUUUUGGUUUUGGUUCGGUUAUCCACAAUUAACCGAGUUUAUUGAGAGGGAAAAAAAACCAACUCCACCCACUUUCUCUUUUCUGCUCUCUUGUAACCAACUACCAAGCAAUAAAAAAUUAAAAAGAAAGAAAGAGAAGAACCAAGUCACACCACAUGUUCUUUAUCUUCUUCUUCUCUCCUCCUUUUUUCCCCAAGAAUAAUAAAAACAAAAUCAGACUUCUCCUCUCCCCUCUCUUCCACUGCUACCCUCCAAACCCCUUCUUCUUCCUCUCUCCUCUCUCUACCUCUAUGAAGGACGAGGAGCAGCAGCGGCGGCAAUUGGCGGGAAGAGCACGGUCGGAGAUGGACGAAUCGAUGCCUGAGGCGGAGGCGACGAUGGUGGUGAAGUGGAAGAGCGGAGGCGACGAAGGCGUAGAUGACGGAAGCCGAGGUGGGACGAGCGUGGCGACGGAAGAGGACGAGCAACGGCCGACGAUGUGGUCUCGGAAGAGGAGGGCAUUCUGGAGAAGGGAGGCGCGGCGCGUGGUGAAUGGAAGGGAAGGGAAGGUUUUUUAUUUUUGGAAUUACGGUUUUUCUAUAAGAUUGGGAAAAAGGAGGAGUCAGAAUGGAAGGGUGUGAAGACUGCAGUGUUUCUGGGUUUUUGGAGGGAGGCGGCGGAGGUCUAAUGUUGGGAUGGAGGUCGGUUAGCUCCGGUUAGUCGGGUAAUCGCGGUUAACUGCCUCUAGUUACUCAGAUAACCGCAGUCAAUCCCUCCCCCUCUGAACACCGACCGACCCUUAUUUCCCGUCUGUUUUCGGUUAGCCGCUAACCAGUAAUUUCGGUUGAAUCGGCCGGUUAGCCGCUAACCGACAACCGAACUGCCACCCCUAGUGUCAAGGGCAAUGCAUAUCUAUGGGGAUCGUAUUAGGUGCUAACUCCUAAUGGGGUUAGCACCAUACUAACUAAAUGAUAAUUUAGUAAAUAUACCAUCAAACCCUAAUAUAAAUACAAUUUUUUCUACCCUCCUUCCCCAUCCGCCCACCCCUCUCACUCUCUCUCUCCCUCUAAAAAAUCCAGAACCCCUUCUCUCUCUAGAAACUCUGAUCUCCGUCGAUUCUCCUUCCGGUCGACUACGCCUUCAUCGAUCUUAGUCGCGCCGGCCUCAGCCUCCCCGGCAACGGACUCACCAUCGCCCGCAACCUCUUCGCCCGGAGCCACCUCGACAUCGCCAACCGCCUCGCCAUCAACCGCAACUGCCUCGCUAUCACCUGUAAGCGUUCACCGCCAUCGCCAUCACCUGCAGCGAUUCGAUAAAACCAGAUCUGGGAAGAGGUUGUCGUUCGAUGGAGAGAAACGAGCAUGCGCCGCCCUUGCCUGCGUUGGCUUUCCACCACUACUGUCGUCAAUCGCUCACGGAUAGCAUGCCGGGAAAAAAUGAGAAAUUUUUGUUAGAUCUAUAUUAUUAUUUGAUCAAUAGUGAUUUUGGGUUUGUAGUGAUUGUGGAGUAGUGAUUUUCAUAUGUAUUAGCAGUUGAGCAUCAUAUUUGUACGACAGUAGUGUUUUUUCUUUGAUGUGUAGUUAUUCCAGUAGUGGUUUACUGGAAUAACUAAUCGUAUUAGUAGUGAUUAUGUUAUCAUUACUUUCUAAAGUUCACCCAUCAUGAGUAACUUAAAAUUUCUAAAUCACUACUAAUUACAAUUAAAUCACUACAAGAACAAAUAAAAUUGCUAAUAGAACCACCAAAAUCACUACCAAUGAAUGUAGCAGUAGUUUACGGUACUAUUUUUCAGGCCUACUACUAAAAGGAAGGUAAAAUAUUUUAAAAUUUAAUUUAUUAAUUAAAUUAAUUUUUUGAUAUACCGAAUAUGCCCCUCCUUGUUCUCCAGCAUCAUAUUUUAAUUAAAAAUAAUAAACAGUGAUUAUUGUAGUUAGUACGGUGCUAACUUCAACGAAGUUAGCAUUGAAGUUAGCACUCUAACCAGUCCCAUAUCUAUGGAUCCACAGAACGGAUAAGUGAAAGUCAAAUCUCAUCUCCAUUCUCGAUCGGCAUCUAGCACAAGGUCAAACCUCAAAAGGUAGGCGAGCCGGCCUCAAGCCACGUGCCUCACAUGCUUUCCCUCCAAACUUCCAGCCAUUGGAGCAAAUAAACAAACUGUAGUAGCCGCACUAGCCUUAGAUUUGAAAUAAGCAGCUUCCUUCCUUCCUCUUAAUUUCCCUGGAUCUCUAAGUUAGCAUUAAAUGUUGUGUAAUAGU
Messenger RNA from Linum trigynum, 2521 nucleotides. The record is from the annotation of a GenBank genome assembly. Lineage: Eukaryota; Viridiplantae; Streptophyta; Magnoliopsida; Malpighiales; Linaceae.